Molecule: messenger RNA, 1744 nt
Organism: Ectocarpus sp. CCAP 1310/34
Lineage: Eukaryota; Phaeophyceae; Ectocarpales; Ectocarpaceae
Source: the annotation of a GenBank genome assembly
GUCUCUCUUCACUCCCUUUCGUGCGCUCUCCGCCACGCACGCUUCUGCAGCAAGGAUGAAGGGCAGUGCCGUAGACGCUUCGGCGAUCGUCGGGCAAGCAGAGGGCCCGUUCGCCGUAUCGUACACGCGAAGAGAUCUCAUCAUCUAUGCCCUUGGGAUAGGAGCGGAGACAAGGAGAUUUGUCGAUGAGAACGACGUCGCGUUCGGCGCGUUUCCGACCUACCCUCUGGUCUUGCCCUACAAGGGGACCUCCUCGGACAUUGUUCCUUUUCCUGGCCAAACGUUGUUUUUGCUCCCUCAAGCGCUCCGUGGUGUCGUGAACACUGGGGCUAUCCUGCACUACGACCAGUCAAUCGACGUUCUUGAGCCGCUGGAGCCCAGAGGAGCGGAACUUGAGAGUUGUUCGGUGGUGUUGGGGGUUUACCGACGGAGAGGAGGCGUGCUGCUGCGAACCAAGACCACGCUGAAGGACAGGAGUGGGCGGACAUUGACGGAGACGACUCAGGGCACGUUCAUGCGAGGCCUCGAGAUAACAGGCGACGUUGGCCCAUCACCACCCCCGCGCGCGAACCCUCCCACGGCCCCCCCAGACGUGGUGGCCGCGGUGACGGUUUCGCCCCAACAGGCACUAUGGUACCGCUUGUCCGGAGACUACAACGCCAUACACGUGGAUCCGGAGGCAGCGACGGCGGCCGGUCUUGAGAGGCCUAUUCUCCACGGGCUCUGCUCGCUAGGUAUCGCCACGCGGGAAAUUUUGCAGCAUUUUUGUCCAGAAGAUCUGUCUUCGGGGCUGGUAUCUCUCUACUGCCGCUUCUCCAAGGCGGUGUUUCCGGGUGAUGUCCUCCACGUAAAAAUGUGGGGACGAGCUGCUUCGCAUGUGUGGAGUAGCGGCGGCGAUGGCAACGAUACCGGGAAUGAUCGAAUGGGUUCAGCAGCAGUAACAGGGGCGGAGGGAGCACCACCAGCAGCGGGAGUAAACGGCGGUGCGGCGAUAGGAAUCGCGGAAGACGGACGGAGCAGCAGCAGCUCAGCCACCACCUGCGCUCGACGGGGGCACCGCGGAUUAGUACCUCACCGAGGAAGGGUGUGGGGUUCUAGUACUCCUACCAAAGCGGCACGCGAGACCGAGGAGAGGUCACAACAACAAGGGGUGGAGGAGGUUCGGUUCGAAGUUUGCUCGCCCAGACUGGGGGGUGCUGUUGUCGUCGCCGAUGGCAGAGCCGUCGUCAGGAGGGGGAAGAGGUUCGGGGAAGGGGUGCUCAAGGGGGGAGUGAGGGCUCCGCGAAAUCGAUCCAGGUUGUGAUGGUCGGUUGAUUGCUCUCGAAGUGGGUCUUCGGUGGGACGACGAUCGGUGCUCACCGCAACCACGGGUAGCAACAGCACUUGAUCGUGGCGAAACGAACAAGAAAAACACAGGGUGUUCUAUGUGUUUGAUUCUGUUGGGUGUGUCAACCAGGCACGCGCUGCCGGCGAAUCAGCUACUUUUGUCGACCGUUGGUGUCAUAACUAUGGACAUGUGUGCGUGAUUCUUGUCCCGAAGUGCUCUCCGCAAAGCAUACGGUCAAGGACAAGCCUGUGGCGAGAAAAAAAUUGUCAGCGUCAAGGAACAUCCAUUUUCUUCGAGACACCAGCACGAAGAGGGCGGCCUGAUUAUGGGUGGCGGCACAAACAGCACACUUUCAGGGAUUAGAUGUAGGCUUCAGUGUCGUGCAUCUUUGUCUAAAACGAGAGCCAUUCAGUGCGA